Molecule: messenger RNA, 3250 nt
Organism: Marmota monax (woodchuck)
Lineage: Eukaryota; Metazoa; Chordata; Mammalia; Rodentia; Sciuridae
Gene: Rims4
Product: regulating synaptic membrane exocytosis 4
Exons: 6
Coding region: 423-1166 (247 amino acids)
Biological process (GO): calcium ion-regulated exocytosis of neurotransmitter; regulation of synaptic plasticity; positive regulation of synaptic transmission
Cellular component (GO): presynaptic membrane; cytoskeleton of presynaptic active zone
Molecular function (GO): transmembrane transporter binding; small GTPase binding
Source: RefSeq, a predicted model, not a curated record
GAGGAAAUGGAGGCACAGAGAGGCUGAAUAUUUGCCCAAAGUCUAACAGCCAGUGAGAAGGACACUCAGGAUUUGAACCCAUGCCAUUUAGUUUCAGAGCCAGUGGUUUCAAUCAUCGGUCCUUGGUUGGGGGUGACUUUUGCCCCACAUGGGAUAUUUGGCAGGGUCUGCAGAUGUUCUUGGUUGACACUUCUGGACUGGGGGCGCCACUAGCAGGUACUAGGGAGAGCCAGGAAAGCUUCUAGAAAUUCCACAGUGCACAGAACAGCACCCACAGCAAAGCAGCAUGCCACCCACAGUGGCAUCAUGCUGGUCUGAACGCACAGAGCCCCUGGCAGAGUGCGACGCAUAGUAAGUGCUUAAAAACUAGCAGUUGAAGACGGGGAGCCGACGAUGGAGAAGGUUCCACAGGGAGAGAGUCCAUGGUGGAGGAUUCUCCAGAUCAAAGAGCAGGAGACAGCCGGAGGCUGAAGGGGGCCAUCCAGAGGAGCACGGAGACAGGCCUGGCAGUGGAGAUGCCCAGCCGGACCCUGCGCCAGGCCAGCCACGAGUCCAUCGAGGACAGCAUGAACAGCUACGGCUCGGAGGGCAACCUUAACUACGGGGGAGUUUGUCUGGCAUCGGAUGCCCAGUUCAGUGACUUCCUGGGCAGCAUGGGGCCAGCGCAGUUUGUGGGCCGCCAGACCCUGGCCACCACACCCAUGGGUGACGUGGAGAUCGGCUUACAGGAGCGGAAUGGUCAGCUGGAAGUGGACAUCAUCCAGGCUCGGGGACUGACAGCCAAACCAGGCUCCAAGACACUGCCAGCGGCCUACAUCAAGGCCUACCUGCUAGAGAACGGGGUCUGCAUCGCUAAGAAGAAGACCAAAGUCGCUCGCAAGUCGCUAGACCCGCUGUACAACCAGGUGCUGCUGUUUCCUGAGAGUCCCCAGGGCAAAGUCCUGCAGGUGAUCGUGUGGGGGAACUACGGGCGGAUGGAGCGGAAGCAGUUCAUGGGUGUGGCCCGCGUGCUGCUGGAGGAGCUGGACUUGACCACCCUGGCCGUGGGCUGGUACAAGCUCUUCCCCACCUCCUCCAUGGUGGACCCAGCCACAGGCCCCCUGCUCCGGCAGGCAUCCCAGUUGUCCCUUGAGAGCACCGUGGGGCCCUGUGGCGAGCGAUCUUAGUGCCGGGGAUGGGGAGGGGCUCCCCGAGAUGGCUGGAGACCACCCAGCCCUGACCUGGGACCCCAGGCCCAGGGGCACAUUGAACAGAGGAGGAUGGGGUUCUCCCCCACAGCGGGGGAAGCAGAAUGGGGAGACCUGCCCCCCUCGGGCCCCUCCUCACCUUUCUUUGCCUCCUCCCCGAGACCUUCCCUCUCCCAGCGGGCUGGCGCACUUUGACUUGGCUGGCCUUGACCUGGUGGAUGCGGCUGCGGUCGGAAGAAGACGGAGGUGGCAGAGCAAACCCCCCACCUGCCCAAACACUGUCCCACCUCUUCCCCUUUUGCCCCCUCGGAAGCUGCUGCCCAGAGCCAAGUCGAGGACCCAGCCGGCCAUCUCCAUGGUGCCAAUUACCAGCAAGUGUCUUUCCUGCGGCACCGGGUUCAGGCAGGACACUGCCCCAGAGCCGACCGGGCAGCUUCGCAAGGAUCCGGAGCCAGCUCCUGGGGCCCACAACCCCCACUUGAAGAGGAGCUUGGGCCUCCCUCUGCCUGCCCGUGGAAGGAGCUUUGCCGCAGCUGUCCGAGUCAAUCUGUCCAUCCCCUCCUGCCUGCCCCUCUUCUGGUGGCUCUAGGAAUGGAGGUCCAGCAGGAACUGAAGGAAAGGAGGCAAGGGGACCCUUUGCUCCAUGGCACUGUGACAGACUCGUCUGGGAACUGUGGGUGGACUGGAAGGACACUGUCACCUGUGUUUUGGUAGAAGUGCUGUGGGACCCUGAGGUUCCAGAACCCCUGCCCAGGGAGAUCGCCGUCUCAGCAUGUGGGGGAUGCUGGGUUGGAGGGGGCUUGGGGAAAGCUAGGAUUGGGACUGGCAGUGCCAUGGUAAGGGUUUCCAGUAGGGGGACCCUUCUUGUUGGAUGAGAUUGAAGGUCAUCUUUUCUACCCCUCUGCCUCAGUUUAGGGGUCUGGGGCGGCAUUAGAGCCCCCCGUUUUAGUCUUUGUCAGUCAUCCUGCACUGAAGGCACAGCCCCUUGGUUCCCUUGAUCGUCUUGGUUCAAGGGAAGGAGUGGGAUGCUGCAGGGGCUGAGAUUUGGGAGCCUGGGCAGCUGCCUUCCCUGCUGGGCCCCGAGCCCUUUCGCAUGCCAGGGAGGCCUCUGGAGGCCGCAGGCUGGCUGGUCUGUCUUUAUAGAAGCACAUUUCCGCCACCUCCCCGAGGCCCGGGCAGCCUGCCUUCCUCUUCACCUAGUCCCUGCGGGGUAGGGCGUAGUCCAGUUAGCUGGUAGACUUAGUGUUCACACCCGGGGCCUGUUCCUAGCUCCGACUAGUCUUUUACGGGGUGGAGAGGAGACCCAAGGACUUUCCAGGAGCUCGUCUCCUGGCUGGCUGGGCCCUGUUGGUAGCCGCUGCUCCUCCUCCUCCCCUUCCUUCCUCUUGCUGUAGGGUCGUAGCUGAGCUGCCCGCUGUACUCAACGUUCUGAUUACUUGCCCUUGGUACUGAUUUUCUUUAUAAGGCACUCCUGAGGGUGGCCGAGCCUUGCCGAGAGGGCCUGGGCGCCAUCAGGGCCGCAUUUUCCACUGGGAACACCUGAGCUGUUCAGUUCCACCGAGGAUUGCUUCCACGUGAAACUCUGGGUCCCUCAGUCUGGGUAGGCCCAGGGUGUCCUUUAAAAUUCUGGUUGCGUUCCAUCGCCUCCAUGGAACUUCUUAGUUGCACGGCAAGAAGCGCUGGAGAUGCUCCUCUUGUCCACGAGGCCUUCAGAACCUCUCAGGAUCGUGCAGGGGUGAAUCCUGAGGCUGGGGCCCGAGGGAGCAGGGCUCGUGGGCUCCCAUCUAAGGCCCACCAUCAGCCCCUCCCCCAUUUUUUUAAACAUUGUGAUUUCUCUGAUGUUUGUUUAUUAUACACCAUUUGAAAUAUUUUGAGCCAGGAGAGGAGAGAGGCUUCUCUUUCUAUCCAUCAUUGCUGUGGUUUUUUCAGGGGCCACUUUUCAAGGAUGGGGCAGAGCCUGGCUGUCCCAAGCAGAGGGGGAGGGAGCUCAUGCUGACUUGUCCUCCCCUCUCCAUCUGAGCCCUCCCUUGGGUGUCUGCAGAGCCUUGGGGUGGGGGAGGGAG